Messenger RNA from Mercurialis annua (annual mercury), 3499 nucleotides. RefSeq names its product protein FAR1-RELATED SEQUENCE 3. Lineage: Eukaryota; Viridiplantae; Streptophyta; Magnoliopsida; Malpighiales; Euphorbiaceae. Gene Ontology annotation, biological process: regulation of DNA-templated transcription. The coding region runs from base 252 to 2900 and encodes 882 amino acids. The record is from RefSeq and is a predicted model, not a curated record. The transcript has 6 exons. Gene Ontology annotation, molecular function: zinc ion binding.
UUUUUAAUUAGGGUUUCAACUUUUAAUUUUAAUUUUACUCUCUCUCUCUCUCUAAAAUCAAAAUUAAUUAUUUCACUCUUUACAUUCACUUCUCUCUUUCAAAACCAAAUUCCAAUUCCACGGCCCUGCAUUUUAUAUAUCCAACAGUUGAAUUGCUGCCAAAAUUGUGUAUUUUUGCUUCAGUGGAAAAUCAACAUGCAAGGUGAGUCGCUUAAUCGUCUUUAAAAUUUGGUUUUAGAAGGUUGGUUGUUAUGGAUGUCCAUGUCGUUGAUGAAGACGAGGGGAUGGGUCGCCGUGUGAUGGCUUAUGAUGGGGAUGCUGAAACAAAUGAAGGUGGAGAAUCAAAUAAUGCAGAGAAUUCCUCGGCACAUGAUGACGAUGGGGCAAUUGAGCCUCAUGUAGGUAUGCAGUUUGAUACCGAAGAUGCUGCUAAAGCUUUCUAUGAUGAAUAUGCAAGACGUGUGGGUUUUACCUCCAAAGCGGGUAAUACAAGUCGCUCUAGAACUGAUGGGACAAUCAUUGCUCGGGAAUUUGUUUGUGGAAGAGAGGGCUUUUUGAAAAGAAGGUCUGCUGAUAGUUGUGAGGCAAUGCUUAAGAUAGAGUUUAGAGGUCAAGAUAAAUGGCUUGUGACAAAAUUCAUAAAGGAUCAUAGUCAUUCUAUUGUCAGUCCCAGCAAAGUGCAUUACCUUCGACCCCGUAGACAUUUUGCUGGUGCCACAAAAAGCAUCACUGAAACUUACCAAGGAGGUGGAAUAGUACCAAGUGGUGUUAUGUAUGUAUCCAUGGAUGGAAACCGUGCAACUGGAGAAGCAAAUCGCGGUCUUAGAAAUGCUUCCGUCACAGAAUCUAAUCGUCCUAUCAAGAAUGCUACUACAUUCAGUUUUUCUGUUAGACCCAAUACACAAAGGAGGAUAUUAGGGAGGGAUUGUCAGAAUUUAUUAGAAUAUUUCAAGAAAAUGCAGGCUGAAAACCCUGGUUUCUUUUAUGCUAUACAGCUUGAUGAAGAUAAUCGCAUGGCCAAUGUCUUUUGGGCUGAUGCUAGGUCAAGGACAGCAUACAGCCAUUUUGGGGACGCAGUUACAUUGGACACAAACUACAGAAUCAAUCAGUUCAGAGUGCCAUUUGCUCCAUUCACAGGAGUUAACCAUCAUGGUCAAGCAAUUUUAUUUGGCUGCGCAAUACUGCAAGAUGAUUCUGAGGCUUCCUUUAUUUGGCUGUUUAAGACAUUUCUUACGGCAAUGAAUGAUCGUCAGCCCAUUUCCAUAAUGACUGAGCAAGAUAGAGUCAUAAAGAAUGCUGUUUCUAUGGUGUUUCCAGAAGCCCGUCACUGUAUUAGCAAAUGGCAUGUCUUAAGAGAAGGCCAGGAAAAACUGGCUUAUGUUUGCCAUGCUCAUCCUAAUUUCCAGGCAGAAUUAUACAAUUGUAUCAACUUAACUGAGACCAUUGAGGAGUUUGAAACAUCUUGGAGUUCUAUCAUUGAUAAAUAUGAUCUCAAGGGACAUGAUUGGCUUCGGUCGUUGUAUGAUUUUCGUGCUCAGUGGGUCCCAGCUUUUUUUCGGGAUUCCUUCUUUGCUGUGAUAUCUCUAAAUCAAGGGUUUGAUGGUUCUUUUUUUGAUGGCUAUGUGAAUCCACAAACGACAUUACCAUUUUUCUUUAGACAGUAUGAAAGAGCUAUAGAGAAUUGGUUUGAAAGGGAGUUAGAAGCAGAUUUUGAUACAAUUUGCACCAUGCCAGUCCUAAGGACACCGUCCCCAAUGGAAAAACAAGCAGCAAACCUUUAUACAAAGAAAAUCUUUGCAAAAUUUCAAGAAGAGUUAGUUGAAACUUUUGUCUAUACGGCAAAUAGAAUUGAGGGUGAUGGAUCUAUCAGCACCUUUAGAGUUGCAAAGUUUGAGGAUGAUCAGAAGGCAUAUAUGGUUACAUUUAACUUUCCAGAAAUGAGAGCAGACUGUAGCUGCCAAAUGUUUGAGUAUUCAGGCGUUCUAUGUAAACAUGUUUUGACGGUCUUCACAGUGACAAAUGUUCUUACAUUGCCAUCUCAUUACAUUUUAAAAAGAUGGACAAGAAAUGCGAAAAAUGGUGCUGGACUAGAUGAACAUGGUGGUGAAAUACAUGGCCAAGAAUCUUUGACAUUACGUUACAAUAAUUUGUGUCGAGAAGCCAUCAAAUAUGCAGAGGAAGGGGCAAUAGCUGUGGAUACUUAUAACGUUGCAAUGGCUGCUCUUAGAGAAGGUGGGAAGAAAGUUGCUACUGCAAAGAAAAAUGUUGCCAAAGUUCCACCUCCCAGCCCACAGAUUGUGGGGGCAGGAUAUGAUGACAGGAAAACCUCUAACCAAGCAUCAGAUACAACCCCAUUGUUAUGGCCAAGGCAAGAUGAGGUUACACGGCGGUUUAAUUUGAAUGAUGCUGGUGCUUCAGUUCAAUCUGUUUCUGACUUGAAUCUCCCUCGCAUGGCCCCCGUGUCCCUUCAGCGGGAUGAUGGGCCUCCUGGAAACAUGGCAGUUCUUCCUUGUCUCAAGUCAAUGACUUGGGUUAUGGAGAAUAAGAAUUCAACACCAGGGAAUAGAGUUGCCGUGAUCAACUUAAAGUUGCAAGAUUAUAUAAAGACUCCUGCAACGGAAAUGGAGGUUAAGUUUCAACUGUCAAGAGUAACACUAGAGCCCAUGUUAAGGUCUAUGGCUUAUAUUAGUGAACAGCUGUCUACUCCAGCUAACAGGGUCGCCGUCAUCAAUUUGAAGCUUCAAGAUACAGAAACAACUUCUGGAGAGUCAGAGGUUAAAUUUCAGGUUUCUAGGGAUACAUUAGGAGCCAUGUUGAGAUCAAUGGCCUAUAUACGGGAGCAGCUUUCAAAUGCUGCUGAGCCACAGGCAGAACCUCAAUCAAAGAAGCAGCGGAAGUGAAAAACUGCAAUUGUUGCCAUUUAAUUUUCUGAUGUGCAAUGGACUUCACAUUCAUGGAUUGCAAAGGUGUGUUAAGUCAUCCCUUACAAUGAUAUGAGAAAAGGGAAUCCCCAACCCAAUAAUUCCCUCUCGCAUCUUUGUUCAUUUCAUGCGUCGCCAUCUUCUUUCUCUCCCCAACCAAACACUACCUAUCCCAUAACCCUGUUUAAGCUUGUCGUGUAACAUAUUUGUACAUGUAGUUUGGCGAAUUCGAAAUCAAAGGCAUCAUAGAAUUCCAUAUGAGUUUUCAUCAAUAUAAUUUGCCUCAUCAAUCGUGUUUAUCCUUCCCAUUCUCCUCCAAUAUGGCCAGCCUGCAUGUUUGGGUGUUGUCAUUCUUAAACCAUCAGAUAUGUAAUUUGAUCAAUUCCAAAGGCUUCCUCAUUGGGAAGUUAAAAAGAAGUGGGACAGAUUUUCUUGUGCAAUGGAAACUGUCUGUCUGGUAUGUUCAAUUUGUUUAUUAUAGAGCAUAUUGUUUAAAAUUGUAGGCCAUAUGUAUUCUCAUUGGGAAUGCCUUUGCUGUACAGGCUUUUUUUUAAGUUCAUCAGCUAUAAGUUUGAUCC